Molecule: messenger RNA, 605 nt
Organism: Symbiodinium necroappetens
Lineage: Eukaryota; Dinophyceae; Suessiales; Symbiodiniaceae
Source: the annotation of a GenBank genome assembly
AUGCGAGAAAAUACGGACGGUUCCGAAGCGGCACAAGUCCCACUGUCCGGAGACAACACCGACGGCAACGCUGACGGUAACACCGACACUGUUGCGGCCACAGCCUCAGCGGAAGGCAACAGCUUUGGGCCUCGAGAUGGCAGCGAAGAAAGGUCGCAAGGCCGCUUGCAGCAGGCAUUGGGCCGCGCUGCGGCUCCCUUGGCAGGUGCAGCCAGUGGCGCGCUUGGCGGAGCGCUUGGCGUAGCAGCGGUUGCCAGUGGUGGGGCCCUGGGUGCUCUUGCUGCUGUGGCCUUGGCCGGAACCUUGGUGUCCACCGCUGUCAAGGCGCAGGCAGCACAAGACCAACAGCUGCCGACUGAGCAGUCGCAGAUUGAGACUCAGAGUCAAGAACUCGUUGGCACUGAAGAUCUUGCAGAAUCUUCAGAAUCGCGACAGUCGCGACACGCAGAAAACCAUCCAGAUGACAAUGGGGGCCCGCUACCACCUCCGGAGGAAUGUCGAGACAGGCUGUUGCUGACCUUCUGGAGGUUGCAGAGCCUGAAGCCCAGGACGGUGACGCUGAGUACGCCCAGCUUCUACUGGCUGGCUCCGAGCUGGUGGGGAGC